GAUCAUGAUAGCAAUCCGUUCUUUUUCUCUUCAAUUUCUUUUGUUUUUUUAGCCCAAAACCCACAAACCAACCCUAAAAAUCCUACGGAGUCACUAUAUUUGUUGGAAGCUGCCGCCUACGCGUUCGCAAAAACCGUUGAGCUUCAACUUUGCUGACUGAGACACACCAAGAGGGAGACAAGAAAGGAAGACAGCUAUGGUGUCUUUGAAGCUCCAGAAGCGGCUCGCCGCUAGCGUCCUCAAGUGCGGCCGUGGCAAGGUCUGGCUCGACCCGAAUGAAAUCAACGAAAUCUCCAUGGCCAACUCCAGGCAGAAUGUUAGGAAACUUGUGAAGGAUGGUUUUAUCAUUAGGAAGCCUACCAAGAUUCACUCCCGUUCUCGUGCACGCCGGAUGAAGGAGGCCAAGAGAAAGGGCCGACACUCUGGAUAUGGUAAGAGGAAGGGUACCAGAGAGGCAAGGUUGCCAACAAAGAUCCUCUGGAUGAGGAGAAUGCGUGUACUGAGGCGUUUGCUUCGUAAGUACAGGGAAUCCAAGAAGAUUGACAAGCACAUGUACCAUGACAUGUACAUGAAGGUGAAGGGUAAUGUGUUUAAGAACAAGCGUGUCUUGAUGGAAAGUAUCCACAAGUCCAAGGCUGAGAAAGCAAGAGAAAAGACACUCACUGACCAGUUUGAGGCCAAGCGUGCUAAGAACAAGGCAAGCAGGGAGAGAAAGAUGGCCAGAAGAGAGGAACGCCUUGCACAGGGACCUGGUGAGAAGGCAGCACCUGCAGCUGCACCACAACAGGCUGAGGGAGUUAAGAAGACCAGGAAGUGAAUGAAAUAAUGAAGGUCACUAAACUUUGUAUGUUAAUGCCUUUUGUUUUCUCCUUAGGAGUUUGUUUGCAAAACUCUGUUUUCAUUUAUGUUAAAAUUUUUAAUUAUAAAUUAUGGAAUUUUGGAAAUCCCGGAGCUUUUAUGUUAAAUGAAGGUGUUUGUGGUAUUA
This is a messenger RNA of Durio zibethinus, 985 nucleotides long. RefSeq names its product large ribosomal subunit protein eL19z-like. Lineage: Eukaryota; Viridiplantae; Streptophyta; Magnoliopsida; Malvales; Malvaceae. Gene Ontology annotation, molecular function: structural constituent of ribosome; RNA binding. The record is from RefSeq and is a predicted model, not a curated record. Gene Ontology annotation, cellular component: cytosolic large ribosomal subunit; ribosome. Gene Ontology annotation, biological process: translation.